AUGCGUGGACCUCCGCCGGCAUGGAUGCCGCCACAUCCACCCGAUCGGGACACGAUUAUGAGAAUAACUAUGAAGAUCCGGAGAACAUUCGAGAAAGAGGGGUGGUUUUUGUUGGGUCUGAGUCAGACUACGUCCCCGACAAUGACGACCACGGCAACUACAAUCGGUCUUUCAGAGCUCUCAUCACUCGGACUUAUGACUCAGCACGAGGCACCUUCGCUAAUUAAAUCGUACGAGAUGUCACUGUCGCAGCAGCGGAGAUCUGCGAUGCGAGAGCCAUUAGCGCCGUCAUUGGACGACUGGACGUCGUUGGCAGAAGGCCAGACGGUACUUCAUAAAAACGCCGACGGCGCUUACUACAUCCCCAGUGGUUCA
Ostertagia ostertagi is the source of this 375-nucleotide messenger RNA. Lineage: Eukaryota; Metazoa; Nematoda; Chromadorea; Rhabditida; Trichostrongylidae. The record is from the annotation of a GenBank genome assembly.